This is a messenger RNA of Oldenlandia corymbosa var. corymbosa, 2310 nucleotides long. NCBI's taxonomy places the organism in Eukaryota, Viridiplantae, Streptophyta, Magnoliopsida, Gentianales, Rubiaceae. The record is from the annotation of a GenBank genome assembly.
UUUAAAAACGGAGAACAAAAAUUAGUACUUCCCUCUCCAAUUAUUAUACCAAAACCCAAUCCUCUUACAGUAUAGCCAGUAAUGGUGGUACUCCGGUUGCAGCUUCUUCCUCAACAGAUAAACCCCUACCCAUUCAUCGCAUUCACCAUAAUUUCCUCCCCAAAAUCCACCCAAUUCCCAAAAGCUUUCAACUACCAAUAUGGCCUUCAGACCCACCUUUCCUCCUCCACCGCUGCCGGCUCCGGAAGAAAAUUCCGGGAAAAAAUUCUCUACCUCCGAGACCUCAACAUAAAUAUAAACAAAGCCCUAGAAAAGAAUCCCAACAUACGAGCGGCCUUAUUGUCCUCGCUUCAAUCCAUCGAAGAAUGUAUUUCUUCCAUGGGCUUAGACCGCUCUGCCGUCGGCCGUAUUCUGGAUAUGUAUCCUCAACUCCUCACUUCCGACCCAUAUGGUGAAAUUUACCCCGUUUUCGAAUUCCUCUUGAACGACGUCGAAAUCCCAUUUCCGGAUAUCCACAAGUCCCUUAUUAGGUGCCCCAGAUUGUUGAUUUGUAGUGUUGAGAAUCAGCUGAAGCCCGCUUUGAAGUUCUUGCAAGAAUUGGGCUUUGUUGGCUCGAACAGAAUCACUUGCCAAACCACUGUUCUAUUGGUUUCUAAUGUUGAUCAAACUCUGAUCCCCAAAGUUGAGUUCUUAAUGGGAUUGGGGUUUGAUUACGAGGAGGUGUCGAAUAUGGUGUUGAGGUCACCUGGGCUGUUGACAUUUAGUAUAGAGAAUAAUUUUAAGCCGAAAUUGGAUUACUUUCUGAAGGAAAUGAAUGGGGAUGUCAAGGAAUUGAAGAAGUUUCCGCAGUACUUUUCGUUUAAUUUGGAGGGGAAGAUUAAGAGAAGGCAUAGGAUUUUGGUGGAACAUGGAUUGACAAUGCCAUUGUCAAACAUGCUGCGGGUUAGUGAUGGGGAAUUCAAUGCCAGGCUGAUUGAAAUGCAGUUGCAGAGAACGGAUGAAAGGCGAUUGUAGUAAGUUGCUUUGUUCUGUCUUCUAUUUAGAUGUAAAUUUUGUUGGAGCUGGCUCAAUAGCAUUACUCUUUGUUCGUACACUUCAGUAGACAGAUUGAAUUUUGGUCCGAUGUUUAUACAUAAGAAGAAAUAGAUAAGAGAUUGUUAGCUCACACACCGAGGUAAUGUUCACGUGUGUGAUUGUGGUUAUUAUGUACUGCUUAGGUGAUUCAGAAUUUGUAAUUGAGAAAACUUAUGGUUGUAGAUGAAAUGAAAUUGAGAACUCUUUACUGUGCAGUCCAUUGAAAUGUAGCCACGAUGUUGAUGUCCUAAGUGAGAGAGAGAGGGGGGUUUCUAAUGGCCAAUCAUCAGCUAUUUGGAACUAAUGAGCUGUUUGCCCCUCAGAUAUGUAAUUAUGUAUCUGGCUUAUUUAGGCAUCUAUCAUAUAUUGGGAGAUAUAGGGUAUGAUCGUGGGGGAGUGAUCUUGAACACUUCAUGCAGUCACGCGUGAGCUUAAUGUAUCCGAAAUGGACAUACUUCAGCUGGUGUUUAGCUUCCAUCAAUCAGAAUCCCUGCAUAAUGUUGCACGUCUGUACUGUAUUUCCAUUGUUGGUUUUAGUGCAAUCAAUAGGAUCAGGUUUUAGCACAAGAAUGGAGGGUUUGUUUUCCCAAAUUGUUGAUUGGAUAUGGUCAUUCAUGAUGAAAUGUGUCCUCCGCAGAAGGGAUGAUGUGCUAGUUCACCUGCUAGAAGAGUGAAUGUGAUAAAGCUUGAUAAUUAGUUCUGUUUUCAGUCUGGAUGAGAUAGGAUGCAAAGCCACCUGAUUCACUAUUGAACCAGUAAUGAUCAGUGCACUGCCUGCAGGCUGCAGUUUCACUGAGGCAGUCCUCAUUUGCAUUUCCGUGGGCUAAUAAAUGUUGGAGAGAAUGUAUAUUUUUUGGGCUAAAUGAGUUGGGCUAUGUUCUCGACUCGUAUUUGUCAUAGUAGUUGCCAAUCAAAAGGGAAGCCUGUCCAACCAAAAUGAGACCUUCCCACUUGUUCAAGUUCUUCUUCAAUGUAUCUUGGGGUAUUGGGCUUCACCAAAAGUAACUCGAAGUAGACAGUUUCGAACAAACGAUGAUAAUCCGAUGAUAACUUGUCGUGUAGUAAUAAUGCUUAACAGAAAUAAUGUUAACAGAAUAGUUGGACCUUAAUUGGGUGGUAAAUUUUAUGCAUGUAUGCCAUGAAGGCAACUAGGUAGCGACCUCUUUAGCUAAAUUCGGUUUCUUUUGUUUUAUUGGGUUGCAAAUUUUGCCACAACGUAUGUAACACAGUACUUUC